Messenger RNA from Akanthomyces muscarius, 402 nucleotides. RefSeq lists its product as uncharacterized. NCBI's taxonomy places the organism in Eukaryota, Fungi, Ascomycota, Sordariomycetes, Hypocreales, Cordycipitaceae. The record is from RefSeq and is a predicted model, not a curated record. The transcript has 6 exons. The coding region runs from base 1 to 402 and encodes 133 amino acids.
AUGCUUCUGUUCUAUCUAGAGUUCCUACAUUCUCUUGAAAACUCGCUGUCUUCGGCACUGCCAGGCACGCAGGCUGAGUCGCCCAAGUUUACGGAUACCUUUUCGCUUCUCCGCCAUUCAAUGAACCCACAGGGAUCUAUCCAAGGAGCGCCACGCUUCGGCGAAGACGGGCGCAAACUCAUUGGGGUAAGCGUCGGCAACGGCGCGGGCGGCUUUUUUCUUCUCGCUCUGCCCCACACGGAACGCCUGGCAGUAUUCCCGCCCACAGGACGGUUAAAGCAAAAUUGGAUCCACCCUUUUAGUUUCAGGUUUUACUUUUUCGAUGCCGCGCCAUUGCUGUACUGGUGCUCGCCACGGCCACCAUUGUUCGUCCUCGCUCAGCACCCUUUGACGCACUAUUAG